AUGGAAGAUGAUGAGCAGAGGAUUACACGUUUGGAAGACAAUGCUGAAAGAGCUCGAGCAAGAAGAGAAGCGGAGAGUAAUGAGCAAAGAGAAAGGCGGUUAGCACAGAAGUCCGAGAGAGCCCGAAUAAGAAGGCAGCUGGAAGAUGACGAGCAGAGAGAAAUGCGUUCGGAAGACAAUGCUGAAAGAGCUCGAGCGAGAAGAGAAGCGGAGAAUGAUGAGCAAAGGGAAAGAAGGUUAGCAGAGGAAGCGGAGAGAGCACGUGUAGAAGACGUUCAGAGAUAG
Messenger RNA from Haemonchus placei, 285 nucleotides. Lineage: Eukaryota; Metazoa; Nematoda; Chromadorea; Rhabditida; Trichostrongylidae. The record is from the annotation of a GenBank genome assembly.